GUUUGUUUAUUGUGUCGAUGUAAAUAAAUAAGUAAAUUUAUGGCUGAGCUGGUGCGUGGUGAAGCUUCCGAAUCGGACGAGGAGCAGGACAGACACAAGAUAUUCGCAGCCGAAGUUUCUGGCGAGGCAACGGAAGAAGAAGACGAGGAUAUUUAUGAGCAGCCGAGCACUCCCAGUGUAACCGCCUCAAUAUACCGCAACAAUCUGCUGCAGUGCAAAUUGAUUGAGAGCAACAUUGGCAUUUGUAAGGCAUUAACUGCGUUAACACGCAACUUUGUCGUGGACGCCUCCAGGCAGCUGCUAGCCACCGAUCAAAUGCUUAUCAAAUCCCAGGUGUCCUUGCAGUCGGCGCAUACAGCGCUGCAGCAGGCACAAAGGAAUACCUCGCAGUUGCAGGCACGCACUGCAUCGGCGUUGACAAGCAGCUUUCUGCCCACUAUACAGCUAAAGGAGACGGCAAGCAAUUGACAGUUUCUGGACAUGCACAUGUUUAAACGGUGUUUAUAAAUAAACGAACAAACUAGUCUAA
Molecule: messenger RNA, 529 nt
Organism: Drosophila grimshawi
Lineage: Eukaryota; Metazoa; Arthropoda; Insecta; Diptera; Drosophilidae
Gene: Blos3
Product: biogenesis of lysosome-related organelles complex 1 subunit 3
Exons: 3
Coding region: 40-468 (142 amino acids)
Cellular component (GO): BLOC-1 complex
Source: RefSeq, a predicted model, not a curated record